AUGAUCCGUGACGUAGAGCGCCUUGAGGACUGCGACCGCUUUGACGACAAGAACGGGAAGGAAGGCCAGCUGGAGACGGAGAGAAAGGUUCACUGGCGACUACGCGCGGUCAAGGUCAUUCCCCACAGCUCAGGCGACGCGGAUGAUAGCCGGCCGCGGACGCGUACUGAUCGCUAUCUUCCCUAUGCGUGCGCCGGAGUGACCGUGUUCAGUCGCCGACAUUACUACUACGCAGUAACUGAGAUCGGGCGCCCGUUGAACAGCUUCAGGUCCACCUUCGAGCUCACCCGCGCUAUCUCAGGUUCCAUCACCGCACACAAACAAGCGUACGAGAAGGCAAACCUGCUUCACCGUGACAUAUCGCCCGGCAACAUCCUCAUCACGGAGAAGGGCACCGGUCUUCUUAUCGACUGGGAGUCUGCGAAGCGUAUAAACGUCGACAAGGCGCGCCAACCUCGUAUGGAGUGGAAAGUUAGAACCUCGCAGUUCCACUCAUUGGCUCUGCACCGCAACAGCGACAAGUUGACGCACGACCUGCGCGAUGACCUGGAGUCAUUCCUCUGGGUCUUGCUAUACAUGAUCGUACAUCUCCGCCCUCUGAACCUCGAUCCCACGACAAUGCUCUUCUACCUUCACUCCACCUUCGACGUCACGCUGGCGUACAAGGACAAAGAGGGACGUACACUCUAUCACGGCGGCGACAAGAAGCUCUCGUUUCUGCGCGGCGAGACGAACAGCUUUGCGAACCCAACGAUUUUCGAACGACGCGUACCAUACCCUCUGCGCAAGCUUCUAUUCGAUCUCGCCGACAUCUUCGGUCCGAUCUACCCCGCGAUUCCCCCAACAGUUCGCGCGCACGAGGAGGACUUCGUGAAUGAGGUUGAAGCCGUCCCUAACAUGCCCAAGCACUUGUACGCCGGCUUGGAUUCCGAGGAUGCUAUGGCUCUCAAGGAGGAGUGGAGACAGAAACACCUUGCCGAGCGGGCAAAGGCACCGGCACCGGCCGCUCCCCACCCCUUGCUGAAGCAACUACAAGAGUCCAACGUGAACUGGGCCGAGCCUGUCAUCGACUACACAAAGGUCAACGAUCAUGCGGCGAUCAUGGAAGCAUUCACCGACGCUCUCAUGUCGGAUACCUCGACCUGGUUCAAGGCGGACGCCGCCGAUGACCAACUUCCUUCUCUCCGACAGUUCAAGAUCAUCCAGCCCAAUGCCGUGAACGGCACACCGCUGAAUGGCAGCAGUCAGCGACGCCCGGCUGGGAGUAGCAGUAAGAACCGGCCCCCUACCGAGUCUUCCGUUGAGCGAAGCUCGAAGAGGAUCAAGGUGGACGGCAUGUCCUCGCCCGCACGGGCUCCUACUCCUACUUCGGCGAGCGUCGGUCCUGACGUCGGACGUCGUCAUUGGGAGGAGAUGAUAUCUGAGAGGGUGACAAGGCCCCGUGCGGGCCAAUUGGCCGCCGCUGGGAUGGGAAGCCAAGUCGAAGAUGAGGCUUCGGAUGAAGAAGAUGAUGAUGUUGAGGAUAGCGAGGGUGAUGACGAGGGCACUGACUCUGGUUAUCAGCCUUCGCGGUGA
Messenger RNA from Peniophora sp. CBMAI 1063, 1575 nucleotides. NCBI's taxonomy places the organism in Eukaryota, Fungi, Basidiomycota, Agaricomycetes, Russulales, Peniophoraceae. The record is from the annotation of a GenBank genome assembly.